UAAAAAACAUUGGCUUUGUUUUGAUGCAGCUUUUCAUUGAUUCUGUUGCGUUUCUUUGUUCUACUGUGAAUGCCUGGAAGAAAGUAAAUGUCAGUGUAGUACAUGAAACAUUGAAUGUACCCUGGUAAUAAAUUUACUUUGAACUUUGACUUAAUAUUUCCCCUACAAGUACUGGCCUGUAGCUUCCCUCCUGCUGCAAGUUUAUCACGAGUCCAGUUCUUUGGCACCCUUGUCCAGCUGGAAGGAUUCUCAGUGUUACCAAGUUUUAGUUAUGAUCUUCUCUAGUUCUUCAGGAGUUAGUUUGAUUAUAAUCCAUUGAGGUAUGUUAAACAGUAGAAAUUGCAACAACAAAUGUGAGAAAGUCAUGUUGCAGCCCAAGCGCACCCGUGUUGGAAUUUGUAGCGCAAGAUGCAAGCCCGGAAAUAGAAAAAAAGGUUACUGCUCUGAACGUUAAAUUUGUUGUUUGUUUCUCUGCCGCCACAAACGCUUCGGGAAUUCCGUUCACUAUGUUUGCAACAAAUAUUCUCUCAGCCGGCGCGAAACCAUGUGAUUUAGCGGAAAUGACACUUCGAAAGUGAAAACUAAAAGUAGGUUUGGUCACCGGGAAAACGAGCAGCAGAAGUCAGUGUCCUGAACACGGCGGAGGGAGAAGCAUCCCUGCGUGGAUCCGGACACAUGAUAAACUCGCAGCAGGCUCUCCGGAACAGGAAUGGCUCAGAGAGGUGGGAAGAUGGAAGCACCAAAUUUGUUAACAUCAGAGAAUGUUGAUUUGGAGGUAUCGUCCUCUAUUCAGCCGGAUGCCAGUCAGAGUGAAAAGUCUUCACAGGAGACCGCUUGUAAAAUGCAGUAUGACCAAAAUCCAGUUUUGCCAGUCAGUGGAGCAAAUGAAAAUGAAACUUUUACGGUGGUGCAGAAGAGAAAAAGAAAGACACAGAGUGCAGCUGAUACAGAUAAAGAAACUACUUCCGCUUCUGAGCAAGGCCAGUUGUAUUCAGAAAGUGAUCAUACAGACACUAAACAGCAACUCAAAGUUGGAAAUGAAAGUAAUGGUUUUUCUGCUGUUGCUGAUGAUGGGACCAAUGACCUAAAAUCUAGCAGUGAAAAUGCUGAUAUACAGGGUGCUAUGGGUGAUGGACCCUAUCCCAAAUCAAGACAAAAGGAUCAAGUGCCAGAUAAUUACACUCCAGUCAAAGAUGGUGCAAAACAAAGCUUAGCACCAACCGAAACUGACAUUAUACCUACCGAGAACAAAGAACAUGGUGCCAGAGCUUCUGUAGAGAAUCCAGUGCCUGACCCUAAUAAGAAUAAACCAACCAAAUCAAUGGGAGUUGGAAUUUUAGCCACAGAAAAACAAAAGAGUGGCAAUGAUGAGAUUGAAUCUGUAAAGAAAGGCAAUCUAAGCAAAUCAGAAGUUAAUGCUAAAGCAGAACACAGCAACACAGGAACCAGUGACAAAAAGUCUCCCAUUCAACGGGACCAGAAGAAGGAAGAAACCAUUCCACUGAAGGGUGGAUUUUCAGGAACAGACAAUAAAAAAAAUCCCAUUCAGAAGGGUGAGAAGAAAGGACUGGAGCAUGAUUCUAAAACACUGGAACAAAAACGGGCUGAUAAUCCAUUGGAAAGCCCAGAACAGAAAAGUAACAGCGAAUUGACCACUUCAACAGCAAGCAACAAAAGUGCUGAUGAAAACAAAAAACCAUUAAGCAGGAAGGAAAAACGGCAACAAAAAAAACAAUCAAAAGGAAAGCCUUCUGAACCAAGUUACACAGCUUUAAAACCUGAAGAAACUGUUUUUGUUUAUUUCCAUGCAAUAUUGUCAAAGGAUUUUAAAUUCAAUCCAGAUAAAGAUAAAGUAUUUAUAAGAUCUGGGACUCUUGCUGAAGACUGGAGAACAAACUUAUGUGAAAUAACUGUAACUAAGAGGUUAGGAGAACAUGGAUACUUCAUUGAGGGAUGCUUUUACGCUAAUAAAAACAUCAUUGGAAAAGAGCAUCCUUAUAAGUAUGUAGUUGUAAAUGACAAUGGAAUAGACUAUGAAUUCAUUUAUAAGUGGGAUGCACCAAGUGAAUGUAUUGUGAAUCGCUGCUUACAUAUAAAAAAAAAUUUGCUUUCUGAAAAUGAAUGGCAUCAAUAUGAUGAUAUCAUAUGUGCGCCUGCUGCAAAAAGUUGGAGUUGGCAGAAUAUAUUCAGAAGUGAUAAAAAGGAUAUAAAAGAUGGAAAACAACUAGCAGGUGAAAUCAUGGUGAAGUCAAUAUUUGACGUCCUUACAACAUGGAAUAAUACGAAUCUGAAGGUUUUCCUAAAACAACUACGACAGUUCUUUGACGUUUAUAAAAGACCUAUGGUUUUUGAAAGAACGCCAGUUUUCUGGAAGUCCCUUUCCUUUGGAGAGAAACAAGUUAAGGAUAUUCUAAAAACAGCUUUGACAACAAUGGCUAAGGAUCUUCAUAAUCAAGUUUCUGAAACGGAGUCAAAUUCUGUGCAAAGACGCCUGAGAACUGGCUUACUAAUAUUGUGCAUCUCUUGCAUGUAUGAUCUUGAAUGGUCAAAUUCUGCAUUGGCUACAUUUUGUGACUUUUUCAGUGUUCACCAUUUACCAGCAAAUGAAAUCAUAAAGGAAUUCAAGACUCUUAAAGAAAGCUUCUAUUUCAGGGAAAGGAUUGUGGAGCAGCUAUUGACUACAAUGCAUAGAUGUAUUGACAACAAAAUAAUAAAAUGGGUGCUGUUGAUUCCUGUUUUCCAUUUAUUCUGUUUUCCAUCUCUUGGAAUGAGCCCAGAUUUUCUGGACAAUAGGCAGUCAGAAGACAACUGGGCUGGACUUAAUGGGCUUCCAGUUAUUAAUUUUAGAGAAAAAAUUAAAGAUGAUACCCAAAGGGAGUUUCUGGAACUCAUGUACAAAAAUAAGCAUUUGAUGUCAGUAGAUAGAUUUUUAGCUCGUUCUUGGUUCAGCUUAUUACCAUGGAAAGCUUUGCCACAUUACUUGAAGAUCACUUCUGAUUUGCUUGAUGUUCUGCAAGGAAUCGUUCACAGAUUGAAAGAUAGCUGGAUUCCACAUGAAAAGUCAUUGGAUUGUGUUUUGAAACUUGCAGAAGAAAAUGUGUAUAGUGAACAGAACAGGGAAAUGCGUGACGGAUAUUUAAAUGGAUGUAUAAAAGCCAGCUUGAAAAUCCAUGAAACCAUAUGUAAAUCUCUGAAAAAAGUGACCUCUACAGAAACCAUUGCCACGUCAGUUUUGCUGAUGAGCAAACUAGCCGAAUUAAAAAAAUAUUCAUUAAAGGUUGCAAGUGAGAAAUCUCAAACCAAGGAAGGUCAAGAAAUGCUAAGCACUGACAUGUUAUUAAAACUGACUUUGAGAACUACAAGAGAAUGGCUGAAGACUGUCCUCACUUCAAAUUUACUAAAAGGCCGAGAUAUUUCUCUCAAUCAGGAUGAAUUUCAAGUAUGGGCCACCCUUAUAACCUUAAACCUUGGAAAUGAUGAAUGGGCUUCUUUUUGGAGUGAAGGACUCUUGAGUGAUCUAGAAGGACGGAUAAAGAAGGAAAAACCAAUCCAUCAGAUUGAAAUCUACUGCAAAAAGAUUGAGGAGUUAAACCAUUUUCAGCCUUCGAUUGCAAAAUGCUUUGAGAAGUGUGCACUUGAUGCUGCUCAAUCUAUAUGCCAGAACAAGUCUGAACAACAAAUUUUAAGUAGAUUGUGGAAUUACGAUCUAAGCAAAUUUGGAAAAUUAUUAUCAUCAAUAAUAGAAAAUUCCUGGGAAAAAGCUUACAAUGGAAUGUUUUUGGAAGAUACGGAUUCAGUUCUCAAUCAUUUACUUAACUGGUCAGCUGGAAAAACUAUCUUUAAAUUACAUGGAAUGAACAAGAAUAUCAUUGAACAGCUGUCAAAUAAAGCUAAAGACUUGAUGGCAUUGGCAGAUGAUGUAUUGUUUGAGGUGACGAGCAAACUUUGGGAUGGCUCUAUCCAAAUAAAACAUUUAGAGUGUAUUUUAUUAAACAAAAAUAACUUCAAGUCUCUACACAUGACAAAGCAAGACCAAUCAUUCAAAGACCUAAAUCUAAUGUUGACUUGGCGACAAAAAGAAAUUGAUAAAUUCUUUGAAGAGAAAAACUGGGUGGAAAGUCUUUUGCAAAUGUGUAGAAAAAUCUAUGAAUAUGUGAAAGUGGAAAUUGAGGAACCUAAAAAAUUGCUUGCAAAUGAUGUUCGAUCAAUGAAGCUAAGUGAUGUUGUGACUGUAAAGCGGAUGGGUACUAAAUAUUCAGUACCAUUCUCCCCAAUGGUUGGUUACUUCUCAUUAAGUGAAGAGAUAAAAGAAAUGGCGAAAAACAUUCAUCAAUUUAAAGAUAGCUACAUAUUUCAAAUGUGCUGGGAAAACCAGGCACAGAUUUUUUGUGGAAAGGAUGAAACAAAUGAAGAAGAACCACUGUUAUCUCUUGAAAAUGUUUGUACCAAGAUUUGGGAUCCAUGUUUUAACCAGUACAAAGGAAUUUUUGCAAAAGUAAAGGAGGCCAGUCUUACUUUUGCAGAGGUUGAUGACCUAUUUAAAGACUAUCGUGGUAAAUAUGAUGAUCUAAGGGAUGAUUUUAAAAUCAUGUGUAGAAUAGACACGGAUAAUGAAGACAACUGGAUAGAAGAGCGAGUCCGACAAAUUAAGGAAUACAAUGAAGUGCACUUAGCUGUUAAAUCUGCCCAAUUAAUUGAAAAAAUCCAGAGUGUUUUUAAUCUUACUGGAAAUUUCACUGUUCUGAAAACAUUACUAACUCUGACAGAUAAGUCCUACAGGAAUGAAAGUCUGGACUGCAUAAAUGAGCAGCUUAUACAAGCCAAGAACCAACUUGUGAAAAUAACAGAACCUCUCAUGGAAGCUUUGAAGGAGCUUACUCAAAGACAACAAUUUGUGCAAUGGAUUAAAGAGGCUCUGAAAAAUGUAACUGAACUAAAGGUGUUCGUUGACUUGGCUUCAAUCUCAGCCGGUGAAAAUGAUCUUGAAGUUGAUCGUGUGGCUUGCUUUCAUGACGCUGUAUUAGGCUACUCAUCAUUACUUUUUGAACUUCAGCCAAAUGCUGGAUUUGUUGACUUCAUGCAAUCUCUUCAGAAGUUGUGGAAUGCUUUAAAUAAUGACCCAGAUCUUACUAAGAAGCUGCGAGAUUCUGCUCGGCAUUUGGAAUGGCUGAAAACUGUGAAAGAGAGCCAUGGAUCUGUAGAGCAGUCAUCCCUUUCACUGGCUUCAGCCAUAAAUAGCAGUGGAAUUUAUAACAUCAGUUCUCAUGGAAAAAGCAAGCUUUCUUUGGGGUCAGCUAUCAUAUUAAAACUGCCAGAAAGUCAUGAUGACAAUGAGGAGCUUCGAAGUCAUACUUUCGAAGACCUGAAAGAACUACAGAAUAAACUCAUGCUGAUGUCAGGCAAGGGAGACCAUGGCCGGGAAGAAGUGGACAGAUUUGUAGAGGUAUUUUCCAAUGUCCAAAGGCUUGCAACAUCCUUCAUCAGCCUGUUUUCUGCUGGAAACAUGCUAUUUAGGAAUUGGAAAGGAGAAGUGUAUUGUUCAAGGAAUUGUGAGGCUUGUAUGGAAAUAGAUUUCAAUCUAAAGGAAGUGGGUGUUAUUAAAGUUAGUGGAAAUGUUACCGAGCAGCUUCCCAUUCUCUGUAAAAAGAUAGAAGCCUAUCUGGAAGUAUGGAAGCAGUAUAUGGAUCAGCAAAGAUCUCGCUAUUAUUAUUUAAACUUCUACACAGCUGAACAAAUUGUUUACCUCAGCACUCAAUUAUUUGAUCGUAACUGUACCAGACUAGAUGUCCUGAUGAUGCUGUCUUUCAUUAAACCCAACUGUACUGCUGAAGACCUAAAAGUAGCUCAGCAGAAACUUUUUGAUGGAGAUAUAAGCACAGGAACUCGGCCAUUAGUCAACCGGAUGCUGAGACAAGUAGAUAUGCAUGAUGUACCCAUGGAAGCAAAGAUGGAUUUGGUGUGGGAAUGUUAUAUGGAAAAUAUGACUUAUUUUCUGUCUGGCUGCCUUGAUGUUAGCACCCUUGGUAAACUUCUUCAAAAUGUUGCUGACGUGAAACAAACUGUUGCAAGAGCAUUUCCACCUGGUUUUCAGGAAGGUCAUCCUAACCUUGUUGUUUGUCCACAUUCUGAAGUGCUUACAUCUGCUUUGUGCGUUUACCUGCACUCCAGUAAUCAGCCUUUGCCUGCUUAUGACGAAGUACUUCUGUGUACAGCGGAAACUACAUAUGAACAAGUAGAACUUUUUUUGAGGCGAUGCCUAACUGCUGUCAGCACACAUUCCAAGAUAUAUUCUCUACUCUAUGCUGAUGAACUCACUUAUGAUGUUAGUGUGAGAUUUGAAGAAAUGUUCAAAAGUUUACAGUUAAAAAUUCAGUCAGAUUAUAAACUGGUGAUAUUAUGCAGUUGUGAGAGGGAACACUGCUAUAUUCCAACUGCGUUCAGUCGACACAAGGUUCAUAUGAUUCCACAAGAACCUCUAGAGAAAAUCCAGAGUUAUCUCAAAAAUCAUUACAAAAUUUCAAUUGCUUCAUCAGCAGCCACUGUCUUUAAAGAUGGAAUGUUUGUAAGGAUCAUAUCUUCCAAGAGAGCUGGCGUUGGAAAAUCACUUUAUGUGAAGAGAUUACAUGAAAUGUUAAAGAAACAAACUGGAGAAGAUAAUUUGUUGAAAACAAUACGUCUUUUAGAACCACGGCUGGAUGAAAAUAAAGUUCUCCGAGCUCUUUUAUCAUUUAUAAAACCAUCAAAUGAGAGCAAACCUCUGAUAUUUCACUUUGACGUCGCCUCUUCUGUGCAGAAAGGAUUAUGUGAAUUUCUUUUCAAACUAUUUGUCUUACAAUAUUUGAUGGGCACUGAUGAAAAAAUGUGGAAGUGCAGUCAGAGGCAUUUGUACGUUGUAGAAAUGCUUGAGGGAACCGGACUUGCUCUAAGAAAGCAAACAAGACGAGGUGUACAAGUGCCAAGCCAUAACUUUCUGGACAUCUUCCCUAAAGUAUACUGUAGACCACCUAAAGAAGUCCUUGAACAAGAAGUAAGGAAAUCUGAAACUCCAACAUGGAACGGUAUUGAUCCUCUCAUGGAUGAGGGAGAAUUUCGCAGUGAAGCAUUUCAAAGACCAUAUCAAUAUCUCAGAAAAUUGCAGAAGAAUGAAAACUUGGAUACCUUUAUUUACCAAGGAACUAUUGAGGGCAGCCAUGCAGAGUGCUUGCAGAUGUUUCUGAUCUAUUGUGGGGUAAUCGAUCCUUCUUGGACUGAGUUGCGGAAUUUUGCUUGGUUUCUUAACCUGCAGUUGGAGGACUGUGAAACUUCUGUGUUUUGCCAAUUUGACUGUAUCAAAGAUACUUUGCAAGGCUUCAAGGGUUUUGUUGUUAAUUUCAUGAUUUUGAUGGCAAAAGAUUUUGCAACACCAUCUCUCAACAUUUCAGACCAGAGCCCAGGAAUUCCAGCUACAAACCUAGGUGGUGUUUCAGAAGCUGACAUGGCACCAUUUCUCAUGAGAAAGAAGUGGGAAUCUGAGCCACAUCCUUACAUUUUCUUUAAUGAUGAUCAUACAUCUAUGACUUUCAUUGGUUUUCACGUCCAACAAAAUGCACGUGGUGGCAUUGAUGCCAUUAACCCAUCAAAUGGCAAGAUUAUUAAAUCAGAUAUAAUGACCCGUCAGCUCUAUGAAGGUUUGCUGCUACAAAGGGUCCCAUUCAACAUUGAUUUUGACAAACUUCCACGGUGUGAAAAGAUUGAGCGGCUUUGCACAAUGCUGGGCAUUCAGUGGCCACUGGAUCCUGAUGAAACCUAUGAGUUGACCACGGACAAUAUUUUAAAAAUACUUGCUAUUCACAUGAGAUUUAGAUGUGGCAUUCCUGUGAUCAUCAUGGGGGAGACUGGGUGUGGUAAAACAAGGUUGAUCAAAUUCUUAUGUGAGUUACGGAAAGUUGGUGCAAAUACAGAGAAUUUGAAACUAGUGAAAGUGCAUGGCGGAACAACUGCAGAUAUAAUUUAUUCAAAAAUUAAAGAAGCAGAAGCUCUUGCAAAAUACAACAAGCAAGAAUAUGAUUUUGACACCGUUCUAUUUUUUGAUGAAGCCAAUACAACUGAAGCUGUUAGUUGCAUUAAGGAAGUCGUUUGUGACCAGAUGAUUGAAGGGAUACCUUUAUCUCCCAAUACAGGUUUGCAGAUAAUUGCAGCAUGCAAUCCUUACAGAAAACACACAGACGAGAUGGUAAAGCGUUUAGAAUCAGCUGGGUUAGGCUACCGUGUCCGAGCAGAUGAAACAGAAGACAAAUUGGGAUCCAUUCCUUUGAGACAACUUGUGUAUCGUGUACAAGCUUUACCACCGAGUAUGAUACCACUAGUGUGGGAUUUCGGGCAACUUGACAACCUCACAGAGAAGCUGUACAUCCAGCAAAUUGUCCAAAGGUUGACUCAGUCCAUUUCGGUACCCUCCGUCAAUAUUCAGUGCAUGGUAGAUACUUUGUCAGCUUCACAAAAUUUCAUGAGACGCCAGCAAGAUGAGUGCAGUUUUGUAAGCCUUCGAGAUGUGGAGAGGUGUAUGAAAGUGUUUGUUUGGUUUUACGGCCAUCAGAACAUGCUAUUAAACAAUUUGAAACAAUUUCUAGAAGAUGAUAACAAUAAGGAAGAAUCCAUUCCAUCGAGUGAUGACAUCAUCUUGCCUUUUGUGCUGGCACUUGGCGUUUGUUAUCAUGCGUGUUUGGAAAAGAAGGUUGCUUAUCGUAACGCUAUCUGCCAGCAUCUCCCUUCUCCAUAUAAUGACCCUUCCAAAAUUUUACAGCAACUUGAGCUCUUCCAAGAUCUUUUAUUAAGUGGUGUACCACUGCAGGAAACAAUUGCAAAGAAUUCUGCAUUGAAAGAAAAUGUUUUCAUGAUGGUCAUUUGCAUUGAACUUAAAAUCCCACUAUUCUUGGUUGGAAAGCCUGGUAGCUCCAAAUCUCUAGCAAAAACAAUUGUAGCAGAUGCCAUGCAGGGGCAAGCAGCUCACUCAGAAUUAUAUAAAAACCUAAAACAGAUCCAUUUAGUGUCAUUUCAGUGCAGUCCUCAUUCCACCUCUGAAGGAAUCAUUAAUACGUUUAAGCAGUGUGCACGUUUCCAAGAAGGGAAGAACCUUGACGAAUAUGUUUCUGUUGUGGUCUUGGAUGAAAUUGGUCUUGCUGAAGAUUCUCCAAAAAUGCCACUGAAAGCUCUUCAUCCACUUUUGGAAGAUGGAUGUAUUGACGAUGACCCUCUUAAGCAUAAGAAAGUUGGUUUCAUUGGAAUAUCCAACUGGGCUCUAGAUCCUGCCAAAAUGAAUAGAGGAAUUUUUGUAUCGCGAGGUGUUCCUGACAAAAAAGAAUUGAUUGAAAGUGCCAAAGGUAUCACUUCUUCUGAUCAUAUGAUCCAAACAAAAGUGAAAGGUUCAUUUGAAAAUUUUGCAGAAGCUUAUCUAGAAAUCUGUAAACAACAAAGUAAGGAAUUUUUUGGACUACGAGACUAUUACAGUUUAAUAAAAAUGGUCUUUUCACUUUCAAAAACCUCCAAAAGAGAACCAACUCCUGAGCAAUUAGCUGAGAUUGUGCUCCGUAACUUUAGUGGAAGUGAUGAUGUUAAAGUUAUGGACAUUUUCAAGUUUGUACUCAAGAAUAUUUCUUAUGAUAGUAUCAACACUUUGGAUCUGAUCAAAUACAACAUUUAUGCAGAUUCUAAUGAUCUGGAGUGCCGGUAUCUUCUAAUUCUUACUAAAAACUUUGCAGCUCUUCAAAUACUUCAGCAAAUGUUUUUCUCCAAUCAACAACAACCUGAGAUAAUCUUUGGGUCUAGUUUCCCCAAAGAUCAAGAUUAUACUCAGAUUUGCAGAAACAUCAACCGUGUUAAGACUUGCAUGGAAACUGGGCAAAUGGUGGUUCUGUUAAAUCUGCAGAAUCUUUAUGAAAGCCUGUAUGAUGCUUUGAAUCAAUAUUAUGUGUACCUUGGAGGACAGAAAUAUGUGGAUUUAGGAUUGGGGACUCACAGAGUCAAAUGCAGAGUCCAUCCAAAUUUCAGGCUGAUAGUUAUAGAGGAGAAGGAAGUAGUUUACAAUGAGUUUCCGAUUCCUCUGAUCAAUAGACUUGAGAAGCAUUAUCUUGAUAUUAACACAGUCCUUGACAAAGAUCAAAGGAGUACUGUAAACUUUUUGCAGAAGUGGGUGCAAAGUUUCACAGGAGUUAGAUCCAGACAUGUUUCAGUCCAUGGUACACAGCAGAAAUAUGAUCCAUCAGAUGUGUUUGUUGGUUAUCACUCUGACACAUGUGCGUCUGUUGUUUUACAAAUAACACAAAGGUUGAAGCAGACUCAAAGAUCUUGGGACGGUAUACUCAGUGAAGCACAGUGGGUGCUGCUGAACUGUGCCACCCCGGAUUCUGUGGUUCGUUUAUCUAAUUCUGAACUUCCCCCACAUGAGGCUGAUGAGGUUAUGCAGAAGUACUUUGAAGAACAACAUCAUGAUUCUCUUGCAGAUUUCAUCCAUUCUCAUAUCAAAUCUGGAAUUCAUUCCCGGGCAGUUUUCACUGAGGUUACAACAUAUUCACGGCUUCUAACAGUUUCUGACAUUGAAUUCUUGAAAAGAGAAUUAAGUGGUAGUGUUCGAGAUAUCUUUCUUUUCUCACUGCAGCAGUUUGACACCGAGCAUUCAUUUCUGAAGAAGAUAAGGCACUGUAUUGAUUCUAGUCAUGGAAACGUGAUCUUGCUCAUACAAACGGAUUUUGAAAACAAUUCACAAAGUGCAAAUUUGAUUGCUUCUGCAAAGUAUUCCACUUUAAAUGAAGUUAACAAGUUCAAAGGUAACAAUGGAACAGUCAUCAUAUAUUUCCUGACUAAGCUGCCAAGAGUACAAGGUGGAUCAGCAUACACAGGAUUUCAAGGAGACCCAUGGCAAUCGGUUCAUAUAGAUGACCUCAGGAAAUCGAAAGACAUGAUUGCAGAUGUGUCAGCUUUCAAAGACACAACUAUUAGCCAACUCUUUGGCAGGGACUCAAGGGAGAAAGAAUCCAUGAUUGAUGACCAGGAAGAGGAGAGCUUUGAAAAGACAAAGAUACUGGAUACAACCUCCCUCAUCAGGAAUUGUGUGCAGUCUGCUGUUUGCAUGCUGAGGGACCAGCAUCAGAGUUCAAGUCGCAGCACCACACGAGUUGAAAUCCUGCUUUCACUGUUGAGAGAAGAUAAUGAAUUCAAAGCUUCAUUCCUGACACUGAUGAAGCAAAGGCUGCACUCCCUGCUCCUAAUGUUUGAUGAGGAGUCUUUCAAUGAAUCUGAAUGGAUGGUAUGGGUAGCUUCAAAUGUUGAAGCACUUCAGGAAGGAGGUACUUUCAGGCACACACUUUGGAAGCGAAUUCAAACAGUAGUAACGCCUCUCCUGGCACAGAUAAUCUCCAUUAUAGAUCGAGACUGUAACCUGGACUUGUUAAGUGAUGAUACCCCUGUACCUGUACGGAAUCUAUGGAUGAAUAUUUUUAAUGACUCAAAUUUGCUGAGUUUUCCUUACAAUAGAGAUAUCUUAAGAUCACAACCAGAAAUUGUUGUCCACAACUACAUGAAAAUGAACAUGCUGAAAAUUGGCAACAGACUUCCUUUCAGUUGGAGAAUAAAGGACUUUCUAGAUGAGUUGUGGGUUCAAUCCCAGUACAUGGAAGGGCAAGUUGAGCAAAAGCUGAAUGAAAUAUUUAACAAAACUGGAUUUGGAAAGUACCUUUCAGAAGUAAAUGAAGAAUGGAGACAGAACUUUUUCUUCAGAUACUUGGAUGAUUUCCUGCUGAUGACCAUGAGCAUUUCAUCUAAAAUUGAAUUUGAGUUCCUUCAAGGAGCACUGCUCUCCUGUAUAAAUCAGCUAAAGAUACAACAUAAUGUUGGAGAUGAUGAAUCUUUGUUUUGGGUGCAUUUUGCAUAUCAACACUUCAAAAACCGUCUGCAGAAUUUUUCAAGAAUUGUUGUAGUGUAUCCUUCGGUUCUGACUUUGCUACAGAAAAUGAAAGAUAAAAUACGUAAAGCUGAAGAGAAAGAUAUGGUCAUAGAUAUUUAUGCAGCAGCUGCCUGUGUUGAAAUGCUAGAACAUGAACACACUAAGUUAUCAAAUCAGAAGUGGCUUCAGAUGGUGAGCACUCUGCAAAUGCCCAUUGAGCUAGUCUGUACAGAAGUCUUAGCACAGUGUGAAGGAAGCAAAUAUGCUUUUGCAAAUGAUGUACGAUCUGGAUGGCGUAGAAUAUUUUCACUGUCACUUUUUGUAGAACACAUCAUUUUGGGAGUUAAAGAAAUACAUGAUAAAUUGGAAGACAAGGUUGUAGACUACGCUGGUCAACUUGCAAAGAGCUUGAGCAGUAACUCUGAUGUGAGAUCCCGAGGGCCCUUUCGGGCUGUGAUUAAGGUCCUCAAGGACUGUAAAAAUAGUGCAGGGUGUCUGUUCUUCAGGUAUGAUCUGAAAGAAUGUUCAAUUUGCUUAAGAGAACUGAACGAUCCCAUCCUGCUUCCAUGUGAUCAUUUUUACUGUUUAAAAUGUAUAAAGUUGUGGCUUGAAUCAGGACAACAACGAAUCUGCCCACUGUGCUGUACUUCUCUAGCUGAUGAUUAUGUACCAGCGGUAACAGAAGAAAUAAGCGAAGCUGUAGCAAAAUUAGUCAUAUUUCGCAAGAGGUGUGAUGCAUUUUUCGUAGCUUUGGUUUCCAUGGUCUGCUUCAAAGAUGACUUGCCACCAACAAAAGAAGUGAUUGGUGAUCUGCUCUCUCUGUUAGUUAUUCAAAAGACGGGACAUUCUAAUGACUCACAGAAAGAUCAGUACUUUACCAGUAAUCUUUCACCAUUUGAUGAAGCAGUUGAUCGAAAUCCUGUUGUUCGUUCCAUUGUUCUUAAGCUGCUGUUAAAGUACAGUUUUGCUGUUGUUAAGGAUUACCUGCAGUGUUAUCUGUCUGAAGUUCAAAAAACAAAACUUGGUCAAGAAAAUAAGGCUGAACUCUAUGCACUGUUUCUGAAUUGUUUGGAGGAUUCAAUGUAUGAAAAAUCCCAGUUGAGCACAGUGCAAGAAAAAAUUGCUUACCUGGCUCAAGAGGGAGAAUUCCUUCAGAUGCACAGUCAGCACAAGUGUGUAAAACCAACAAUAGAAACCUUACAGUUUGUUGCCAGAAUUCGCCUCUGUUUUGAUGCUGUUUCCCAACUUCUUUGUGAAAAACAAGACACAUUGGCUGAGGAUUCAAAAUAUGUACGUGCAAAAGAAACUUUCCUGCAAAGGAUUAAAUGUAUGAUUCUCAAUGGAGGAAAUGAUUGGUUCAAGAUUUACCUUGUGCGAAAGCUGUUCUGUUUGAAUGGAAUUGAUUUUGUCCAAGAUCUUUUAAAGGAUGACCAAUUUUCAUGGAUCUUUCCCAAGAAAAUUGUUAAGGAGAGGCAUCAUAUUGGACAAAUUGAUCGCUAUCUUGCAUGUGGCAAAGAUUAUCAAAUGUUUCGUGAUGCAGUUGCCAAAGCAUUUGCUUAUUGUGAGCUUAAAAGCAUUGAAGAAGCUCAAAAGGUUUGCAGAUGCUCCUCCAGUGAGCAAGGUAUUCAUAUGACCCUUGCAUUAUUCCAGGAAAUCCUCUUACUGUACACAUCCAGCAACCCUAGUAUCCAUCCAAACAAAGAUCAAUGUGAUGCUAUUGAAAAGUUCAUAGAGAAUGGAAAUCUUUUCCCCUCUGCCAUGUGUAAGAACUUUGCCAUUAAAAUACUCAAGAAUGAGAUUCCUGGACUUGAGAUCAAUCCAGAGCUCAAUAGGCUGCAGAAGACAAUAUUGGAGAUAUUCACUCACGUGGCAGCUGUCAUCUUGUUCUAUCAGAAAGAUAACAUCCUGACACCGCUAAAAGAACUAUCAUUUCAUCCUUCUGUUAUGGUGAAAGCAUUCUUACCAACAAUGCCUGAAGAUAUGGUCAUGGAAGCCAAGGGGUGGAAUGGUUUGCAGUCAUUUAAAUGGUAUGAAUGCAAAAAUGGACAUCCUUGUAUUGUAGGAGAGUGUGGUCUGCCUAUGGAAAAAACUUUAUGUCUUGAAUGCAAAGCUGAAAUUGGAGGAGUUAAUCACAGACCAGUUGAUGGAUUUACUGGAGCUCAUACGACGGACAGAACACAAACAGGAUACAUCCUAGGUGAUCCCAGCAAAAGAGAGGCAAUUGUGGCUCCUGACAGACAGAUGUCCUUGGUAUCAUUUUUACUUGUGCGUCUGAUGACACAUGUGGCUAUGUUCUUGGGAACAUUAGAGGAUACCAAGUCAAUUGAAGAUAUGAUACAACCACGUGUUCAAGAGCCAAGGAACUUUCUCUGGUGUCACAUCCAAAAAGAUGUAGAACAGCUGGAGAAAUCACUGGCAAAAAAUACUGAUGAAACUGCCGUAGUUGUACAUCUCAUUCUUAGCCAACUUAUUAAAUUAAAAAAGUUCCCUUCAUUUACACCGACAAACCUCUCCAGUAAACAGGAAAGAAAUAAAUGGGAGAUCUUCAUUUCAGAAGAAGUAAUAACUCCUGCAGUGAAGAAUCUGGACAGGAAGCAUGAGGAUGCCAACAGGCAAAUAAGUCAGGAUGAAAGAAUAUGUUCAGAUCCUAUCGUAAAAAUUGUUUACGAUGACCCCCAAACCAUCCUUAAACUACCUAAAGAGAAUGCUUUGCACUGCUCUACUAUAUGGACUUGUAGAAAGAGAAUGUCCAUUGAGUAUUUGAGACACGUACUGGGAGAAAACAAUGAUGUACCCAUCCUGCAGAGAUUUCUACAAAAGGAAGCACAGUUAAGGCUGGUGAAGUACCUGCCAGAAUUACUGGCACUUCAGUAUGACUUGAUGAAAGAAUUUCAGAAUGCAACAGAAGUACCUAAGCAAUCUGUUCAUGAUUUUCUUCAGAACUUCAGAGCUGAACCAAUCAAGAAUACAUUUAAAUCUCGAAUCUCAUGCUUUCUAAAUGUAUGGAACCAGCUUCGAACGUUCCUUGUUACUGGAGGUGAAAUUAAGAUUCCUGAAGACUUUUGUGCUUUAGAUUUGGACAUGCUAAACUGCCAGCUUGAAGUUCUCAUUCCCCGACGACAAGGUCUUGGUUUGUGCUCCACUGCAUUAGUCAGCUACCUCAUUGCUCUACAGAAUGACUUUGUUUAUACAGUGGAGAAGUACACUACUGAAUCUGAACCAUACGUGGUCACUCCCCAGGAUGUAUCAGACUUGCAUGUAAUUAGAUAUGAAAUUGGAAAAGAUCUGAUUCCCCUUUUUUCAUCUAACUGCCAAUACUCAAUGGAAAAAGGAAAAGAAAUUGUGACCGAACAUGACUUCAAGAGAAUGGAACAACAACUGACUAACAGGUUCUUAAAGGGAAAGCCACUUAUUAGCUUAAAAGGAAUACCUACUCUGAUUUGCAGACAAGACAGAAAUUAUGAAAUCAUUUUUAAAGAUAUAAGGAACAGAAUUGCUCAGGAAUCACUCUCAGCCUCUGUUAUUAAUGCCAUAAGUGUUAAGCUACAGUCAUACAAUGAGGUAUGUGAAGCAUUCACUGCCGUGGAAGUCUCUUCAGGAUUUUUGGCCAUGUCAGGUGGAAGUCCUGAUCUAGAACUGGUUGUCUAUUUGAAGGAAGUAUUGCAGAUGGAAGCACAAAUAACACCUCACGUAAUGGAAACAUUGAGACGAUGCAACUUGAAGCACAUCCAAGCGCUCUGGCAGCUCCUUUCUGCAAGAAAAUCAGAAUGUUCACUUCAUUUGAAUAGGGAUCCUUUCUCAGGGAUUAAUCAUCAAUAUAAAGAAACCCUCAAUGAGGAAGAAAAGAAACAAUUACGUGCCUUCUUCAUCCGAACAAGUGUAGAUCCUUUUGUACUGGAAUUGCAUGAACUGCUGACUCUCAGAUGUAAAAAUGUUCAGUCGUCAGAAUCCUUUAACCCAUCUUGGAGCUUGAAAAUGUCGCUCGGAUUAUUUAUGGAAACGAAGGAAGUGGAUAAUCUGCCAGAACUUGAAGAGAGUUUCCCAGAUGCAAUUUCGAUGUCAAAGAGUGUGGAGACCUGGAAAGCAGCUGUAGCUUUCAAACGGGAACAAUCACAGUUUACAAGAAAAAUUUGAAAAGCCACAGUAUUAGUAGUUUACUUCUGCUUAAAAAUAGGAUCUUGUGAAAAAGGGAUAUUUUAUUGAAGUGGUUAUGAUAUAAAUGUUUCUACAAAUCAUUGAAAUAGUGAUUUAUGGAGAACUUCCAGAUAUAACGUAUUACCUGGAGCAGAUCUUUGAUAUUUACAGAUUACAAAUUAUGUUAAAAAUGCAUCCAUUUAUUACUUACCUCCGUGCCCAAUACACUUUUGAUCAACCUCUAUAAUACAUUGUGAAGUUUUAUUUUAAAAUGUCAAGCAAACAUCGCAGUGCCUUUCUGCCUAUCAAAGCAAGCUGCUUAAAAAUGGCUUCUAUAAUGAAAGUGAUUUGACAAAUGCUUUUUCUUUGUUUACAAGAUUUACUAGAUUUUUCAUUCUUUGCUUUAAGUUUACUUGCUGUAAGAUUCAACUGAAUCUGAAUGUAAUCUGAAAUAAAGAUUAUACAGUA
This is a messenger RNA of Hypanus sabinus (Atlantic stingray), 16519 nucleotides long. RefSeq names its product ring finger protein 213a (gene rnf213a). NCBI's taxonomy places the organism in Eukaryota, Metazoa, Chordata, Chondrichthyes, Myliobatiformes, Dasyatidae. The transcript has 66 exons. The record is from RefSeq and is a predicted model, not a curated record. Gene Ontology annotation, cellular component: nucleolus; cytosol; membrane. Gene Ontology annotation, biological process: sprouting angiogenesis; ubiquitin-dependent protein catabolic process; negative regulation of non-canonical Wnt signaling pathway. The coding region runs from base 710 to 16051 and encodes 5113 amino acids. Gene Ontology annotation, molecular function: metal ion binding; ubiquitin-protein transferase activity; ATP hydrolysis activity.